AUGCGUGGGUUGACGAUGAGCACGAUCAUCAAGUCUUGUCGAACCUCACUGGCGAGUAGCAGCCGGCCUAGCAAAGGAGGGCCCCAAGACGCAGGCACAGCAGAGGCCUCACCGGAUACACUUCCUUGCCGCUCCUCUCUUGAUGAGUAUCGACUUUCAGAGCCCCAUGGUGGCUGGAGACGAACCGUGUAUAGGUCCCUGGAAGCUACUAACGCUCGUAUCAGAUGGUUUUCCGUCGUUAUGGGGACUGGGAUGAUUUCCACCGCCUUAAAUACUCUUCCUUAUAAUGGUCGCUGGCUUUAUUGGAUUUCCAUCGUCGUCUUUGCCCUUAAUGUCGCCAUCUUCGCAGUGUGCAGCAUUCUGAGUGUGCUCCGCUACAUUAUGUACCCGGAGACCCUUAACACUAUCAUGAAUGAACCAGCUCAGUCAAUGUUCUUGAGUACGUUUCCCAUGGGACUAGCGACCAUUGUGAACAUGGUCUGCUUUGUGUGCGUCCCGGCGUGGGGAAACUGGACAAGAGAUCUCGCUUGGGCCUUGUGGAUGAUUGAUGCUUUCCUUUCAGUUAUCUCCGCAUUAUACCUGCCAUUCUCACUAAUGAUUUCAAACGUCGAUGCACAGCUGUCCUCGAUGACUGCGAUCUGGCUCUUGCCAAUUGCAAGCUGUGUCGUGGCUUCAGGGACUGGUGCAGUCGUUGCAGACCUCCUUUUGGAUCCUAAUUAUGCAUUAUGGACUAUUAUCGUCAGCUAUGUCCUAUGGGGAGUCGGAAUUUGUUUGUCGAUGAUCGUCUAUGUGAUCUACUUUCAACGGCUUACCGUGCACAAAUUGCCGCAUAAGGGUGUUAUCAUGAGCGUGUUCUUGCCGAUGGGACCUUUGGGAUCUGGCACAUUUGCGGCCAUGAAACUCGGCACAGCUGGGAAGACUCUCUGCCCCUCGAUAGUUUAUGUCGUAGGCGCAAUGACCGCACUAAUCCUCUGGGCUUUUGGUCUUCCUUGGCUUUUCUUUGCCUUCGCAUCGGUGUUGAAGUCAGGAAGCUUUCCAUUCAACAUGGGUUGGUGGGCUUUCACCUUUCCAGUUGGUGCGUAUGCGAUGGGAACAUGUCAGUUAGGGAGGCAGCUGCCUUCUGCGUUUUUCAGGGUCCUGGGAACAGUCCUCUCGUUGAUAGUCGUGAUCCACUGGAUGGUCAUCUCUGUCAGUACACUCAAGGGAGUCGUCUCUGGAAAAAUAUUUGUUGCCCCCGGAGUCGCCAGUGUACAACGCCAGGGCAAAGAGGAGAAUGAUUUGGAAAGCAUAUCAUAA
This is a messenger RNA of Aspergillus novofumigatus IBT 16806, 1296 nucleotides long. Its product is annotated as TDT family transporter. The record is from RefSeq and is a predicted model, not a curated record. Gene Ontology annotation, biological process: sulfite transmembrane transport; transmembrane transport. Lineage: Eukaryota; Fungi; Ascomycota; Eurotiomycetes; Eurotiales; Aspergillaceae. The transcript is spliced from 6 exons. The coding region runs from base 1 to 1296 and encodes 431 amino acids. Gene Ontology annotation, molecular function: sulfite transmembrane transporter activity. Gene Ontology annotation, cellular component: plasma membrane.